Messenger RNA from Sinocyclocheilus grahami, 1317 nucleotides. RefSeq names its product adhesion G-protein coupled receptor G4. The record is from RefSeq and is a predicted model, not a curated record. Bases 109 to 1317 code for a protein of 402 amino acids. The transcript has 7 exons. Lineage: Eukaryota; Metazoa; Chordata; Actinopteri; Cypriniformes; Cyprinidae.
CCAGCACCAGGAUUUUUUUCACGUGGAGCAGUUUGGAUGGAGUUAAGAGCGGUGAAAGAGCCGCGAAUUUAGGAUGACUUCAGGCGCAUCACGCGCGACGACACCAGGAUGCUUUACAAGCACAGCAAGCACCUGAGUGGACGAUACAAGAAGUCUGCACAUCACUUGGUCUGGCUCCUCUGUCUUUGGGUUCACCUCUUGCCUCAAGUGGAUGGCUUCUUUAUGUCUGAUGCUAAGGCUGUCCUGCAAGGGUGUGAUGACCACUGGACCUUACAGGAGAAGGAGCGUAUGCCUGUGCUCUUUCAAACCACGGUAUGCGUGGACGUACAGGUCCUUUCCCCAGGUGAGUGGACAGCAUUUAGCUAUGUCUCGGCCCCUGCACCCCGCUAUGAACUUGCCCUGCAGGGGGAUGCAAACAACCUGUACGCCUGGUUGUUGGGUGUACGCCACCAGUUCCCUGUCCAGCUGACCACUCAUCACUGGUACCACAUAUGUCUACGGUGGGACGCCCCUCGCAAAAGCUUCAGCCUGACGAUAGGUGGCAACUCGGAAGUAUACCAGCGGACCGCCAUUGCCCGAGCAAUCCCUCCUUCAGGGCGUCUUCUGCUGGGUUGCCAACCAAACGAAGCCUCCCCUGGGGCGAAAAUGGCCACCGUGGAGCUCUACCUGUUCCGCAUAUGGGACGAUGUUGGAGAGCACAGAGCCUGCGAGGACGGGACGGUGAUUGGUUGGGACUCACGACUUUGGGCCGUCACACGUGCCCAGGCAAGAGUACAAGAUUAUACAUUGCAAUGUGGUCUAAGGCAUCUGCGUAUGAAACGCAGUGCAGACAGAACUACAGCCCCAUCCACAUCCCAAGGUUCAGCCAGCACCCGAGAGUUUGUCUCGACAUCUAGUCCACUCCAAUUGAUUUUGACUUCAAUAAUUACCGGUUCACUGAAAUCCACCACCCAAGGACAGAACCUUCAAUCUUUGAAUCAGGUCUUAAACACAGUCUCUGCUUCAACCACACAAGCCAGAACCACAUCAAAUCCUGCAGGACUCUCUACAACAACUUCUAAACCUUCAGUGACUCUCAGUGCACCAACACAAAUUCCCCUCACAUUAACUACCACAUCAAACACUAUUACACCUGCUAUUCAAGCUGGUUCAGCUGUUAAUAACAUAACUACUAUGUCAAACGCUAGUGGAUUAAACACGUCACCUCCAACUCCAGCCUCACUUAUGUCUUACAUAACCACUCAAACUAGCCAGAGCACGUCAAUAUCUGCCCAGUCACGUUCAAGCAAUCACACUAGCCAUCCAUCUAGAAACUGA